AUGCGUCCUUAUACCUGGUGCAGCAUCUUCGCGUCAAUAGGCGGGUUCCUCUUCGGUUUCGACACAGGAUCCAUCGGCCCCGUGACCGUGAUGUCCCAAUUCGAAGAUAAAUUCAAUUCCAUCUCCGCAAUCCUCCAAGGUCUUAUCGUCUCCACCAUUCUCCUCACGGCAUCGCUUUCCUCCAUCGCCGCCGGACCCCUUUCGGAUCGUAUCUCGCGCACUCGCACCUUCGCCCUUGGAGGUCUCGUCUUCGGCAUAGGCUCAAUACUAUCCAGUGCGGCAGAGAACCUUCCUAUGCUGCUGGUAGGCCGUUGUGUGACCGGACUAGGUGAAGGACUGUUUAUGUCGACAAUUACUGUGUAUGUUUUGGAAAUCGCGCCGGCGAGCUUGAGGGGACGAUUGUCGUGCUUGACGCAGCUAUUCGUGACCAUCGGGGUCGCAUCUGGUUACUUCGUUUGCUAUGGGAGCGUCAAGCUGGCGUCCUCUAUCUCUUGGCGCAUCCCUUUCAUUCUUCAAGUCAUUGUCUCCUUUGUAUUCUGCGCUGGUUCCCUCUUCCUUCCUCAUUCUCCUCGAUGGCUCCAACACGUCGGACGAGCUGAGGACGCCAAACAUGCAUGGGAGAAGCUCGGUUACACUGCAGCUGAGGCUGAAAAGGAGCAGGAAGUGGAGGAGAGAGAGAGGAAUGAGAUUGCCGUUGAGACGGAGCAGGCGCAGAGGGAGAGUGCAGUGGCUGCCGAGGAUAAUAAAAGAGAUAGAUUCAAGGGUACUGUGUGGGGCAAGGAUGUGAGAAAGAGGACCAUCUUGGGUAUCUUUUUGAUGGCUGCACAGCAGGCAUGCGGUAUUGAUGGCGUGCUUUAUUAUGCUCCUGUACUCUUCUCUCAAGCAGGUCUCUCGUCCACGACAUCUGCCUUCCUUGCUUCAGGGGUUUCCGGUCUUCUCAACAUAGCUUGCACCAUCAUCACCCAGAUCUUCACCGAUAAAUGGGGUCGUCGACCCUCAAUGAUUCGCGGUGGUCUCGUCAUUUCCGGCACUAUGUUGACUAUCGGCGCCCUCUAUGCGAGCGGCGCGUCGUCUACUCCUGGCGGGAGAUGGGCCAUCGUUGUUCUCAUUUAUGUCUUCAUCAUUGCCUUUGCGACAAGCUGGGCUGUGGUGAACAGGAUCUACUGCUCCGAAAUUCAACCGAUGCAUACGAGGGCAGCGGCGACGUCGCUUGGCCAAUGUGCUAACUGGGCGGUCAAUUGGGUCGUUGCUUUCACGACACCUUUCUUCCUCUCGCGCUCCUCCUCGGGACCGUACUUCCUCUUUGGCACCAGCUCCCUUCUCACCGUCAUCGUCUGCCUUCUCUUCCAACCCGAAUCUAAGGGCGUUUCUUUGGAGAGGCUUGACAAGAUCUUUGAAGUGAGCCCCUGGAAGAAAUUCCUCGCGAAUAGGGUGUCCAGGCUACAUUCACUCAGCCAAGGACGGCAUAGGGAUGGCGAAGGGUACGAUGAUGGGACUUCCGGAGGCGUGGAAGCUAUAGAGUUAAGGCCUAUAUCGGUGGCAGCGUAA
Messenger RNA from Stereum hirsutum FP-91666 SS1, 1548 nucleotides. RefSeq names its product general substrate transporter. The transcript is spliced from 7 exons. Gene Ontology annotation, biological process: transmembrane transport; carbohydrate transport. NCBI's taxonomy places the organism in Eukaryota, Fungi, Basidiomycota, Agaricomycetes, Russulales, Stereaceae. The record is from RefSeq and is a predicted model, not a curated record. Gene Ontology annotation, cellular component: membrane. The coding region runs from base 1 to 1548 and encodes 515 amino acids. Gene Ontology annotation, molecular function: carbohydrate:proton symporter activity.